GUAUACUCAACACAAUCCAUACGUAGCAUGUGAAACGGACUGCAAGCUAUGGAGGCUAGUGAAAUAUUCAGAGCGGCAGGCUUCAAGCCAGCGAACGAGAAAGGCAGUCUCAAAGGAAGCAGUACUUGCGAGGAGUCUGCAAAUACCAGCAAAGCUCCUGAUCAUAACGCAAAACCGCAGCCCGAAUAUUAUGAUGAGGCGUAUUUUGACAGCGAUUCGGAGGACGGACGAGAAGUUGCCGGAGGAGAUCGAACAAAGGCCACUGGAGAAGGACAUCAGACAAGAAAGGUGAAAAUGAUGACGGACGAAGAUCUCUUAUUCGAUCCCAAUGCGGACUCGGACGACGAGAAAUGGAUGCGCCAGCGGAUAGCACAAGAACGUGGCGCCAAUGACACAUCGGAGGAUAUCAUAGAUUCAACAACAUUAGCAUGUCCUCUUUGCAUGACGCCCGUCUGUCACGAUUGCCAACAGCAUGAACUCUAUGAAACACAGUUCCGAGCGAUGUUCUUUGAGAACUGCACUGUGGAUACGGCAGUGCAACUCAAAUACCCCGUGCAAAAGCCGCCGAAUAGGAAGAAGCGUAAAGCGUUGACGGAGGCCGAACAGGAUCAGGAUGGGGAAGACGAUGAUGCAGUAUUUUGGCCCGUGAGGUGUGAUACGUGUACAACCCAAGUCGGGGUUAUGGAUGCGGAGGAGGUGGUGCAUUUUUUCAACGUUAUCGCAUCGUGCAGCAUGCUACACUUGAGGGCAAUCAAACCGCUUUAAGCGAGUACGUAGGUAGAAGAACGGCGUACGAAAUUUUGGCCAAAUAAAUGUCAGGUUGUCCCCGGCUGGAUUUUCUGGACCAAUUCGAAAGUGUGGCAAAAAUUGCGCUUCCCACACGAAACCUUUCGCGCCUACGUAAUUAGACGAGAGCGGAAACGGCGCACGACACUUCCUUCCUUG
Fimicolochytrium jonesii is the source of this 945-nucleotide messenger RNA. Its product is annotated as E2F-associated phosphoprotein-domain-containing protein. The transcript has 3 exons. Lineage: Eukaryota; Fungi; Chytridiomycota; Chytridiomycetes; Spizellomycetales; Powellomycetaceae. Bases 49 to 765 code for a protein of 238 amino acids. The record is from RefSeq and is a predicted model, not a curated record. Gene Ontology annotation, cellular component: nucleus. Gene Ontology annotation, biological process: positive regulation of cell population proliferation.